Exophiala spinifera is the source of this 2676-nucleotide messenger RNA. RefSeq lists its product as uncharacterized. Gene Ontology annotation, molecular function: hexosyltransferase activity; UDP-glycosyltransferase activity. Bases 1 to 2676 code for a protein of 891 amino acids. The transcript has 5 exons. The record is from RefSeq and is a predicted model, not a curated record. Gene Ontology annotation, biological process: carbohydrate metabolic process. Lineage: Eukaryota; Fungi; Ascomycota; Eurotiomycetes; Chaetothyriales; Herpotrichiellaceae.
AUGGGCAAACUCAGGGAGGUUCAGGCCUUCGAAAAGUCGAAGGCAUCGCCUUCAUCGCAUCCGUCUGUAGAUCCUGCCUACGAUUCGGAUACUUCGACGCAGCACCUUCGCGAAGUAGUGAUGCACAAGCUAUCUUUCUCGAGCGACUUUACGCUCAACUUGGACAUGAUCAAAGGCCUCGACGAACUCUCGAGGGGCAUCGAGGCUAGUUCCUUCACAACAGCUUCGGAAAACACACGGACGACUACUUUACCGAGCUACCAGUCGAACCAGCCCGUUCCACCACUUAAUAUCGUCAUGCAGGUCGUUGGGUCUCAAGGUGAUAUCCAGCCAUUUGUCACCCUGGGCCUGGCGCUCCAGAAGGAGGGCCAUCGGGUCCGCAUAGCAACACAUCCAGAUUUCCAGGCCUACGUUCAAGGCUGUGGCCUCGACUAUUUCAACAUUGGAGGUAACCCCGCAGGGAUGAUGGCGUACAUGGUGAAGAGCCCGGGUCUCUUUCCAACACUAGGGUCCGUCCUUGAAGGAGAGGUUCGUCGACGACGCCAUGAAGUACGAGAUAUGAUGACGGCAUGUUGGAAGUCUUGUUUCGAGCCGCUCGAGGCAGGGAAGUCGGCGUCAACGAAUACCAGAGCAAGAGCGUUGUCGGACGCUUUGCCCUUUGUCGCCGAUGUUAUCAUCGCGAAUCCGCCGUCUUUUGCUCAUAUUCAUUGUGCAGAGAAAUUGGGCAUACCAAUCCACAUGGUCUUUACGAUGCCAUGGUCGCCGACAAGAGAAUAUUCUCACCCGCUGGCCAACCUCAAGUCAACGAAGCUGGAUGCCAAAGUCGUAAACUUACUGUCUUAUUUUCUUGUGGACGCAAUGAUCUGGCAAGGCCUAGGAGACGUCAUAAACCGCUUCAGGUGUGAAACUCUAGGACUUGAGGCCAUACAUCCUUCUCAAGCGCCCGGGCUCAUACACAGAUUCGGAAUCCCGCAUACUUACUGUUGGUCUCCAUCUCUCAUUCCAAAACCGAUGGAUUGGGCGCAAAACGUCACUGUACCAGGCUUUUUGUUCAGCACACAGGCCAAAGCGUACUCCCCACCACAGGCACUUCUGGAUUUCCUCGACGCCAAACCUGCCCCGGUGUACAUUGGCUUUGGCUCAAUAGUGGUUGACGAUCCGGAGCGCCUUACUGCUCUCAUAUUUGAAGCUGUCCGCCAGGCUGGAGUUCGAGCUAUUGUUUCCGGGGGCUGGGCGGGGGUAGGCGCCACGGGCCACUCUUUACAGAGCCACGACGAUGUUCGUGACGUUCUUUUGAUAUCUUCCUGUCCUCACGACUAUCUAUUUCCUCGAGUAUCCGCCGUUGUUCACCACGGCGGCGCCGGAACUACUGCUGCUGGCCUUGCCGCAGGAAGGCCGACAGUCAUUGUGCCUUUCUUUGGCGACCAACCAUUUUGGGGCAAAAUGGUGCAUGAUUAUGGUGCAGGACCUCCGCCCAUUCCAUUUGGCGAACUCACAGCCGAGAAGCUGGCGGCCAGGAUUGCCACCGCAGCCACCAGCCCGGUAAUGGCUCGAUGUGCUGACCACCUCGCCGAGCGUAUUCGCACCGAAGACGGGCCGCAGGGUGCCGUCGCCAACUUUCAUAAUAAUCUGCCUCCAUCGAUGUACGACGGCGGCAAUCUGUAUGCUGGACAAGUGGCCGUAUGGCGCCACGGUUCCCUCUCGAGGAAGCUCGGAGUUGAUGUUACCCUUUCCGCGCUUGCAGCUACUGUUUUGCGCAAGGAGAAGCUUCUAGACUGGAAAGACUUGCAAUUGAACCAGACUUGCGAAUACAAUAUCGGACAACUAGGGCCGUACGAGCCGGUACUCGGCGCAGUUGGAGCCGUGAGGGAUCUGCUCUAUGACGCCCUGAGAGGAAUGGGGGAAAUCUUGUUUGACGUGGUGCGUGUGCCGUAUGUUGGCACUCAGAUGAUACGCCAAUCUCGCAAGAAUGCUCGCAUGGUGGAAAUGGAAAGUCGACUCAUUCUUCAGGGAGGUGACCACAAUGCUGCUGAACGAGGGAAUCACGGCGGGCCUUCCAAGGCAGACGAAGGCGCACCGCUCUUGCGAAAGGCCACGCAAGACUCCUGGCGCGAAGGGUCAACGACCAAAAAGACUGGGUUCGUCGGUGAAGGCGCAGUCAAGGGUACUCUGCGCAUAGGCAAGGCGGCAGCCAGGGCGCCGGGCGCGUUCACUUUGGCAAUGGCAAGAGGCGCGCACAAUGUCCCCAGGCUCUGGGGAGACACCACGGUUCGGACGCAGCGGCAGGUCACAGGCAUAAGCAGUGGUGUGAAGGAAGGGGUAAAGGAGUUUGUCUUUGGCGUUAGUGACGGUAUCACCGGUCUCGUCAUGCAGCCUGCGCGAGGGUUGAUGGAUGAUGGCCUGGUGGGCCUCGCACACGGUACUGCCAAAGGGAUCCUAGGCCUCCCUAUCAAAUGGUAUGCCGCAGCCAGUGGGAUAGUAGGGUACCCUUUGAAAGGGAUCGAUGUUGAGGUCACGGAAGCUCUCCGGGGUGAUCGAGGGAUGAAAGCGAUCCGUCAGUCGAGAGUACAGCAAGGAGAGCUGGCGUGGAUUCAGGCGAGCGACUCUACCAAGGACGCCGUCAUCGAAACAUGGAAAUCUCUCACAUUGCGCGCGCAGAGCACCAAGUACGACUGA